UGAUGGAUCAGUGUUUCUCCAUGGUGAACACCCUGUUUGCGGACUUAAAAUGUUUUGUCAUUGUGUGAUUCAUUCUAAUGACCCUCCACUGCAACUUCAGUACCUCAAAUCGAUGUAAUAUGAACGGUGUUAACAAUGGGGUUAUCGUCAUCCCAGUGAUCCUUGGGAUUUCAUCUGUGGUUCUGAUCUCUGUAAUCAUAUGGAAGACUUGUAAAAUGAAGAAGGAGAGGGACCAUGCCCCAGUUAUCCUUCUGCAAGACAAAUCUGAAUCUGGAUAUCAGAAGGAGAAUGAAAAUGGAUUAAUAUCAAAUGCAAUCGAACGGAUUCUGGCAACCAAGGAUCCCUGUCUAAAGCGGUGGGAAAUAUCACCAGAGCACGUACUUGGCAAUUUGGAAUAUACGCAGAGUGGGAGUUAUGGACCAAUUUAUACAGCCAAUAUCCGCUCUCCAGAUGGAACUGGAGAAGUGAGAGCUGUGUUAAAGUCUCUUCAUGAUAAUGCAGGUGCAAACGAACUGAGUGACUUCCUGGAGCUGGUGAAGUUCCACACAAAGAUCUGUCAUCAUGAGUGCAUUGUGAAGCUGCUGGGAUGUCAAACUGAGAGAAUGCCCCUGUGCUUGUUCCUGGAGUUCAUGAGUGGGGGCAAUCUAUUGCACACCUUGUGGAAACUUCGUGAGAGUGAAGCUCAAGAUGGAGGAAGGGAAUUUAACCUCACCAAACGAAGUGCUUAUAGCAUCGCAGAGCAAGUAGCAUGUGGACUGGAAUAUCUGAAUACAAAGCACCACCUAAUCCAUGGGGAUGUUGCUGCCAGGAACAUUUUGAUCCACAGCGAUCUCACUGUUAAGCUAACUGGCCUGAGCCUGGCCUUUGAUGUUUACAAAACUAGAACUCUGUCAUCCCACAAAGCAGCCCAGGUUCCCAUUAAAUGGCUUGCACCGGAGCGAAUCAUGAAGCUGCCAAUCACAGAAAAGAGUGACACGUGGUCAUUUGGGAUUCUUGUCUAUGAAAUAAUCACUCUGGGUUCUCCUCCGUAUCCUGAGUUUCAGCCUCUAGAAGUUUUUACAAAACUGCAGAGAAAUUACAGAAUGCCCAAGCCAUCUACCAGCAGCAAUGCUCUAUAUGACUUGAUGAAACAAUGCUGGCAGUGGAAAGCGUAUGAUCGUCCAAACUGGUCAGAGCUGAUCAAUAAACUGAAUUCCUUGAUGAAUACAGCUGAUGGAGCUGAAUUGCUGCAGGUAGCUGACAGCCUGGACCUGGACGAAUACAAACAUACUGCUGGGGUUUUCUAAUGAGAAGGAUGUGCAAAUGCAGCUGGACUAGGACCAUUUCAGAACUGGAAGUGGUUGGAGCUAUGUGCUCAUUACAGACCAUGAGUGUUAAUCUCAGUGGCAGUAUACUGUCUGCAUGUGGAAUUGGGAAUUGCACUCUGGAGGCCAGAACCAAAACAUGUGAAUGGUUUGGAUUAUGCAAUGAUUAAUCCAAUACUGAGUUGUGACUGCAGACUUGGAGGAACUUUCUAAAGAUGAGAAUACCAAGCAACAAAAGGUUACAUUGUUGUCGGUGAAAUUCAGUGAUUGCUUGAAUCUAAAUACAAAGCCACUUACAAAUCCAGCGCUCUAUUCAUCUGAGCCUGAUUCUUUUUUUCUUGUGAUCAUUGUCAUUUAUUAAAUCAACCAGCUAGAGCUAUACACUAGCAAAAUUCACAGAACAUGGCAGUAUGUACUAAUUGUAAAGAAAAUGACACCAGUAAAGUUUCAUGAGCUAUUAUGCUAAAGUUAUAAUAGUUGUGUAAGUUAUAAUUAUUACAUCAUCAGAGAAAUGAACUUUAUCCUUUGAAGAAAACAGAAUCAAAUUCUAUGCCAAGAUUUGUCUCCAGUUUAUUUCACUAGUAAUAUACCUGCAACUAGUAACUACCUGCAACUAGUUUUUCAUUUCAAUGAUAGGUGUUUGGGCUAUCUGUACUAACCUAAAAUGUUAACACACAUUAGACUCUGAUAGAAAAUUGGUUACACUUGGAGACAAUACAACUCAGGGAUAAGAUCCUAUGCAUCGGUGAUGAAAACAACCAGGGAGAAUGAAGAGUCCUUAAAGUUGAAUCUCAGUUGCUAUGCCCCAAUCUUGUCUUUUGAGUUACUGAUUUAAAAAAGAUGAAGUGAAACGUGCAUAUCAUAUUAGUCAAGUAACACCCUUUGGUCAAUGGAGAGUUAAA
Molecule: messenger RNA, 2206 nt
Organism: Mobula hypostoma (lesser devil ray)
Lineage: Eukaryota; Metazoa; Chordata; Chondrichthyes; Myliobatiformes; Myliobatidae
Product: tyrosine-protein kinase STYK1
Exons: 10
Coding region: 78-1286 (402 amino acids)
Biological process (GO): protein phosphorylation; multicellular organism development; cell surface receptor protein tyrosine kinase signaling pathway
Cellular component (GO): plasma membrane; signaling receptor complex
Molecular function (GO): ATP binding; transmembrane receptor protein tyrosine kinase activity
Source: RefSeq, a predicted model, not a curated record